Actinia tenebrosa (Australian red waratah sea anemone) is the source of this 2083-nucleotide messenger RNA. RefSeq lists its product as uncharacterized. The record is from RefSeq and is a predicted model, not a curated record. NCBI's taxonomy places the organism in Eukaryota, Metazoa, Cnidaria, Anthozoa, Actiniaria, Actiniidae.
UAAUUUUACAUAAUCGAUACUCCAGCCAAAAGGAUCGAUCCUCCGAUAAUCGCAAAAAGAUCUGCUGUCUCAUGGGAUUCAGUUGUGUUACCCUACCUGAAGGCACUUGAAUAUCGCUUCUCUUCCAAUAGUUGCAUGACUGUUGUCAUUCAUCACCUUCUCUGAUAUUAGAUCCCUUAUCGUAGAUAACUCGAUUCGAGACACGACACUCUAGAAGCUCAUACAGCGGAACCUUCGUUUAGCGUAAACAUGAGGGGUAUUUUAAGCUUGACUUUAGGUCUUCUUCUUGUUGUUGGUUCGUGGAGUUGUUCAUUACCACCUGGUACACGGUUCUACACCAUAACACAACGAGUUGUCCUUUCUCCUCUCGUCAUCCAUGGCACAGUUCUCAACAUUUCUACUUCAACGCGAACCAACGUUCUCUACAAGGCGUGCGUACRAGUAACUGAAAUUAUCAAGGGAAGGAAAAAUCUACCAAAGAUCGUAUGCUUUGGAAACUUUGGUCCAGAUUAUCUGUGCAAGACCGACGUCUACGACAGAACCGAAUACAUCUUCUUCUUAGACGAUGAUAAUGAUUUGAAAGCGAGGUACGAGCCCCUGGCUUUUCCCUUAGCAGCAGCCACCGCGAAUCCUCAAACACUGGUCAUGGCAAGGCGAGGAGUCUGUGACCCCAACGCUGGACCACCAUCAACAUGUGUGCUUCCUAGAGUCAAGCCUGCAGGAUUAAAUGCAAUCAAACGCAUCAAGGAAGGGCAAUCAUUGAUAGUACCAUGUGCACUCAGUAGCGGUACAGAACCUUUAGUCAUCAAAUGGACCAAAAGAGGCUCAAAUUACCCUCUUCGGACAUUCGGCAACUCGUUGCAGAUAUUGAGCGCUACUAUAAGUGAUAUGGGUACCUACGUUUGCACAAUAUCCAAUCCUGCUGGUCAAGUGUCGGAGAAAGUCACAGUGUUUGUAGCUCCAGAACGUUGUGGUGCUCUGAUUGCAUUUAAACCAAAUGAAAAUGCAACAAUCAAAAGCCCGAAGUACCCACAAACAUAUCCAGGAGACAAGAUGUGUUCGUGGAGGAUCUGCCCGGCUUCAGGACAAAGGAUUGGGCUGAAUUUUAAAGCCUUCAAUUUGCUGCCUGGUGACAGCGUAGAAAUUUACCACGAGUGCGAUCCAAACGGUGGUGGAAGGCUCAAAUACUGCUCCAACACAUCGCCUGGUAAAAUUGUAUCUCGAUGUACAUCAAGUUGCAUUCAAUUUUGGCUCAUCAGUAGAACUAAGCGAAACAAUGGAGCCACUGGUUUUCUUGCCGAUGUCUCAUCCACAAAUGAAGGAACUACAAUAUAUGAUUAUGGAAAACUUUAUUGUGACAAUCCCAUUUUGAUCAGAUUUAUUCCAAAGAUCGUAUAUGCCGGUAGAGUAGAAGGAGAGGUGUUGUUUAACUACAAGCAAGGGAGCCCGAACAAAGGACAGCAAAUUACCAUAGAAAUCGAGUACAAGUUCAGAGUUGAUUUGUUCGGCUGCUCCAAUCAGAUGGAAGAGGACAAGGAGUACUACGUGGGUGCUUCAGUAGCCACUUCUAAUUAUUACACCAUGAGGUUCUUCAUGUUGACCGACUCCAACAAGAAACCAAUCAUGUUUGAUAAGUAUCUGAAUGAGCACAAAGAUAAUCCACCGGCUUGUCGUCCGACUACGAAGUGAUUAGCCCCAUACCGACCGGGCCACCAAGACUACCUACUAUAUGACCUCUUAUACUCUGAGACGGAGAGAGACAGAGAGAGACAGAGAGACACAGAGAGAGACAGAGAGAGAGGGGGGGAGGGAGAGAGAGAGAGAGAGGUGGGGAGGGAGGACGAGAAAUCUCUCUAACCCUCCCGACCCCUCCGACUAAAUACUUCAUAUCUCAUAAGAGAUAACGUCAAAACAAAUGUGAUCUUUAAGGACAAAUAGAACAAAACUUUCUUGUCUUUCUUUCUUUCUUUCUUCGCGUUUCGACAUCAUUCAGUAGAGUAUACUGUAUACUGCAUUCUGAUAAUACUAGUGAGGUGCGAUAGUACAGAAUAUGCACAAUAUACAAUAGAGGUCUAUUUUACUA